Messenger RNA from Rhea pennata, 3034 nucleotides. RefSeq names its product cytohesin 1 (gene CYTH1). Bases 756 to 2012 code for a protein of 418 amino acids. The record is from RefSeq and is a predicted model, not a curated record. The transcript has 13 exons. Gene Ontology annotation, molecular function: guanyl-nucleotide exchange factor activity. NCBI's taxonomy places the organism in Eukaryota, Metazoa, Chordata, Aves, Rheiformes, Rheidae. Gene Ontology annotation, biological process: regulation of ARF protein signal transduction.
UCCGCUGAAGCAGAGCAGGACUCUGCCGACGGCGCGCGCUGCGCGGGCGCCCCGGGAGGACCGGGCGCUCCCUCAGCCGGCGCCCCGGCCUCUCCCUGAGCUGCAGGCCCAAAGCACGCGUGGGGAGACGGCUCCGUUCCACCCGGUGACGUGCUGCAGCUGGAGGACUUGGGGUUUCUUGUGUCUGGCAGCUACCGUGUAAUUAAGCUCAGCCCUCUUGGAGCAAGCCUCAUCUUGCUGAUGAGCCCGGCUGCAGCGUGGGACCCGGUGCCCGGGGAUCGGGAACGCUGGGUUCCCGCAGCCGCCUUCGCCGGCUGCGCUUCUGCUGGCAAACGGUCCUGCUCCCUGGUGAUAGGAAGAAACGCUGGGAAGUGGCGUGAACCUGCGGCAGCUCGGACAAUGCCCCCAGUAUCUUAAGUUUAAGUAACUUCUAAGCUGGUCCCAUGACUUGGGGGUCUGAUUCAUACUUCCUAGUGUGUGAUGCCAAAGAUAUUGGGAAGCGUUCCAGUUGAGUCGGAAGGGAUUGUGUCGCAAGCUUCAGGGUGACACUGACCUUUUCAUGGGAGGACUUUUGUAAAGGAGGAAGCUCGUCAGAAAAACCCAAGCAGAGCAAGGAAACGGUGCUGAGUUCAGAGGUGCAGUUCUUCAGAUCAUGAUUGCCCCAGAGGCUUGUGACCCUCAAUGAAGAGAGAAGUGGCUCAGGGAGCUGCUUGGUUAAGAACAGUGCUGGUCCAAAAGGACAUGGUGUCAGCUGGAUGCGAGCAAAUCUGAAAGGGAGAGGGGGCUUCUGCAUCCCAGACAGGAGAGACUCGGGAACAGCCUCUGUGGGAAGCACUGCGGUGCCCAGUGACCUGACCCCGGAGGAGUGCCAGGAGCUGGAGAACAUCCGGCGCCGCAAGCAGGAGCUGCUGGCUGACAUACAGCGGCUGAAAGAUGAGAUAGCAGAAGUGACGAAUGAGAUCGAGAACCUGGGAUCCACAGAGGAGAGGAAAAACAUGCAGAGGAACAAGCAGGUGGCGAUGGGCAGAAAGAAGUUCAACAUGGAUCCCAAGAAGGGCAUCCAGUUCCUGAUCGAAAACGACUUGCUGAAGAACACAUGCGAGGAUAUCGCUCAGUUCCUCUACAAGGGGGAGGGCCUCAACAAGACAGCCAUCGGGGACUACCUGGGUGAGAGGGAUGAGUUCAACAUCCAAGUUCUGCAUGCCUUUGUGGAGCUGCACGAGUUCACCGACCUCAACCUCGUGCAGGCCCUGCGGCAGUUUCUGUGGAGCUUCCGGCUGCCUGGGGAGGCUCAGAAGAUCGACCGCAUGAUGGAGGCGUUCGCCCAGCGGUACUGCCAGUGCAACCCCGGGGUCUUCCAGUCCACAGACACCUGCUAUGUGCUCUCCUUUGCCAUCAUCAUGCUGAACACCAGCCUGCACAAUCCCAACGUCAAGGACAAGCCCACGGCAGAGCGCUUCAUUGCCAUGAACCGAGGCAUCAACGACGGGGGGGACCUACCUGAGGAGCUGCUCAGGAACCUCUAUGAAAGCAUCAAGAACGAACCUUUCAAAAUCCCCGAGGAUGACGGCAAUGACCUCACCCACACUUUCUUCAACCCCGACCGGGAGGGCUGGCUCCUGAAGCUAGGCGGCAGGGUGAAGACGUGGAAGCGACGCUGGUUCAUCCUGACCGACAACUGCCUUUACUACUUCGAGUACACCACGGACAAAGAGCCCCGGGGCAUCAUCCCGCUGGAGAACUUGAGCAUCCGCGAGGUGGAGGACUCCAAGAAGCCUAACUGCUUCGAGCUCUACAUCCCCGACAACAAGGACCAGGUGAUCAAGGCCUGCAAGACGGAGGCGGACGGGCGGGUGGUGGAAGGGAACCACACGGUGUACCGGAUCUCCGCGCCCACCCCCGAGGAGAAGGAGGAGUGGAUCAAGUGCAUCAAGGCAGCCAUCAGCCGGGACCCCUUCUACGAGAUGCUGGCGGCCAGGAAGAAGAAGGUGUCCUCCACCAAGAGACACUAGCAGCCUUUGCCGGUCCCACGAGACUGGCGCGGCGCGAGCGUCCGGAGAUGAAGCGAGCCCGCCGCGGGCUGGGGCCUCCCCGCAGCCCGGCCCCCCGCGCCCCGGCCCCCGCUUCAGCUUCGCAGUUUCUUUUCCACAGGGCGCGGGCGGGGGGAGCCCGGGCGUCCCGGCGGCUCUGGCCCCCCGAGCAGCGGGGCUGGCGCUGGGACGCGGCUCGGCCGCGGCCGGGCAGGGCGGUGGGCGAGCGCUGUCCUCCGGUCCCGCUCCUCCCCGCUCCGGGGCCGGGAGGCAGUGCGGGGAGCCCCCGGGCUCCCCCCAGCACUUGGCCCGGGAGCCCUUGCGCAGACGGCGGCUUUGGGGGUGCCGGGGUGGGGGGCGGCCGGGGCGCGCUGGGGAACGGCCCCACGUGGGCACCGCUCCCGGCCCUCGUUGUAGAGGGCCGGGUCCGUCCCGGGCUCCCUUCCCACCGGCGCCGGGUGCCGUGCUGAGCGGCACGGUCCCGUGGGGUUGGGGCCGGAGCUCGUCUCCGCUGUGGCGUGCACCGGCCGCGGGGCCCGACGGGCAGCACCCAGUGGAGGGUCGCGGCUGGCCGGCGCCAGGCUCGGCGCGCGCUUCCCGCCGGAGCGAUCCGCGGUCCCGCCUGCGGCACGAGGAGCCGCCGCGGCCGGCACGGGGACGGCUGCUCUCCCCGGCGGGCGGCUCCGCGGGAGCUUGCGCCAACCGCCGUGUCUUGUCCCGCUCCCCCCGCCGCUGCGCACCGGGCCUGGAGGGAGGCACCUGGACCAGUAUUAGUCUAUUUAUCAGAGGUGUAAAUAUUUCUGUAUAGUUUUCUCCUUUUAGAUUAUUUUGUAUGUCGGCGUUGUUCCGUGCAGAGACCUCUCUCUGGGAGGGCGGCGGUGUGGCAGCAAUUUUUUUAUUCUUUUUUUUUCUUUCUUUUCUUUUUUUUCUUUUUUUUUUUUUUUGCCAUGCCUUGUAAACUAGUCCUGAGGAUCUGCAGCAAAUAGACACUGAACCUGCGCUCA